AAGUUAUUUGGGACGGAGGGAGUAAAAAAAUGAAUAAACUAUUACAAAUUUCUUGUGAUUUUAGGAUAGGCAAGACUUUGAUUUUUCGGAGACGGAGUUAUAAAUAAGGACUACCAAAUUAGAAAUGGGGUUCGGCAGGACCGCAGAAUUGAUCAAAUCCACUAUUAAUCCCAUGGCGACCAUUUUCUCUCCCUCCGCCUUGUUCUCCGCCACCGCGAAACCGCCGCAGCAAGCCAAGUCUCAAGUGUCCCUACCGCCGCCCAAACCGUCCUUGGCAAACAUAUCAACAGCCGCCGCGGCAACAGCGUUAGCCACCGUGAUUCUGACCACGGCGCAUCCUUCCCUAUCAGAAACCCCAACCUACUCCGUCUACUACGGCACGGCCUCCAGCGCCGCCAAUUACGGCGGCUACGGUGGAAAUUCGGACAGGAAGGCGUCGGCGGAGUACAUCUACGACGUGCCUGAGGGGUGGAAGGAGCGCCUGGUGUCCAAAGUGGAGAAGGGAACCAACGGGACAGAUUCGGAGUUCUACAACCCUAAGAAGAAGAGCGAGAGAGAAUACCUAACUUUUCUGGCCGGAUUCCGGCAAUUGGCGCCGCCGGAUAUGGUGCUGAACAACUUGGCGCUGUCGGAUGUGGAGUUGCAGGAUCUGAUCGGCGGCGCGGACGGCGUCCGAUCGGCGGAGAGGAAGGACGAGAAGGGGCAGGUUUACUACGAGUACGAGAUCGACGGCGCCGGAGCUCACAGCUUGAUCUCCGUGACAUGUGCUAAGAACAAGCUGUAUGCGCACUUCGUGAACGCGCCAUUGCCGGAGUGGAAUCGCGAUGAAGAUAAGCUGAGGCACCUUCACCGUUCAUUCAAAACAGUUGGGUGAAUGAAUUUAUCAAUGUAAAGAGUUAAUUCUGAUGAGAUCAUAUUAUCCCUUAAUCUAAGACCCUUCAAUUGUUUUUUUCAAGUACUCUUGCUCGAAAUUGUUGUUAUUACCAGAGUAUAAAAACUUUUCUUUAGCUUAACGAAAGAUUUGAGUUUUUGAUUGAAUUAUUACUCCGUAUUUGACAUGAUAUCAGAUCUUUGUUAAUCAAAAAAUCACGUUCCAACAUUUGUUUCAUCUCUUUUUUAAUGAUAUUGGAAGAAUUUUUAAAGAAAUAAAUAUGUCGUGU
Molecule: messenger RNA, 1160 nt
Organism: Cuscuta campestris
Lineage: Eukaryota; Viridiplantae; Streptophyta; Magnoliopsida; Solanales; Convolvulaceae
Source: the annotation of a GenBank genome assembly